Thecamonas trahens ATCC 50062 is the source of this 521-nucleotide messenger RNA. Its product is annotated as 60S ribosomal protein L17. The transcript is spliced from 2 exons. Bases 15 to 521 code for a protein of 168 amino acids. Gene Ontology annotation, biological process: cytoplasmic translation. Gene Ontology annotation, cellular component: ribosome; cytosolic large ribosomal subunit. The record is from RefSeq and is a predicted model, not a curated record. Gene Ontology annotation, molecular function: structural constituent of ribosome. Lineage: Eukaryota; Apusomonadida; Apusomonadidae.
CCUCUCCCUGUACAAUGGUCAAGUACGCGUACAAGCCGGAAAACGCGAAGAAGUCGUGCAAGGCUCGCGGGAGCAGCCUCCGCGUCCACUUCAAGAACACCCGUGAGACCGCUCAUGCUAUCCGCGGCAUGAAGCUCGAGCGCGCGGUGGCGUACCUCAAGAACGUGAUCGCAAAGAAGGAGAUCGUUCCGUUCCGCCGCUUCACCGGUGGCCCGGGCAAGCACUCGCAGAUGAAGAACCUGAAGGCGACCAACGGUCGGUGGCCGCAGAAGUCUGCCAAGGUCAUCCUCGGCCUCCUCCAGAACGCCCAGGCCUCGGCUGAGCUUAAGGAGCUCGACACUGAGAAGCUGUUUGUCAAGCGCAUUGCCGUCCAGCAGGCGCCCAAGACCCGCCGCCGCACCUUCCGCGCCCACGGCCGCAUCAACGCCUACAUGUGCUCGCCGUGCCACGUCGAGGUUCACCUCUCGGAGGGCCACGCCGUCGUGCCCAAGCCGUCGUCCUCGGCCCUCGCCCGCAAGUGA